AACAUGGAGAGUUUGUACCGAGUCCCGUUCUUAGUGCUCAAAUGUCCCAACCUGAAGCUGAAGAAGCCGCCCUGGGUGCAUAUGCCGUCGGCCAUGACGGUGUACGCUCUGGUGGUGGUGUCUUACUUCCUCAUCACCGGAGGAAUCAUUUAUGAUGUUAUCAUCGAACCUCCAAGUGUCGGCUCCAUGACUGAUGAACAUGGGCAUCAGAGACCAGUAGCUUUCUUGGCCUACAGAGUAAAUGGACAAUAUAUUAUGGAAGGACUCGCAUCCAGCUUCCUGUUUACAAUGGGAGGUUUAGGUUUCAUAAUCCUGGAGCGAUCCAAUGCACCAAACAUUCCCAAGCUCAAUAGAUUUCUCCUUUUAUUCAUUGGAUUCGUCUGUGUCCUAUUGAGUUUUUUCAUGGCUAGAGUAUUCAUGAGAAUGAAACUGCCGGGCUAUCUGAUGGGUUAGAGUGCCUUUUGAGAAGAAAUCGGUGGAUACUGAAUUUGCUCCUGUUAAUGAAGUUUUAAAGGCUGUACCAGUCCUCUGAUAUGAAAUAUGGAAAAGGAUGAAAAGCAGCGGAAAAGAAACAUCUAGCGAAAACAUAGGAAAUGUAUUAUAGCUUGGACUAGAGUGUCUUCUUGGUAUCAGAGACAAGCUUAUCAGUAUUUUUUCC
Eubalaena glacialis (North Atlantic right whale) is the source of this 658-nucleotide messenger RNA. Its product is annotated as oligosaccharyltransferase complex subunit OSTC-like. Gene Ontology annotation, cellular component: oligosaccharyltransferase complex. The record is from RefSeq and is a predicted model, not a curated record. The coding region runs from base 4 to 453 and encodes 149 amino acids. NCBI's taxonomy places the organism in Eukaryota, Metazoa, Chordata, Mammalia, Artiodactyla, Balaenidae. The transcript has a single exon.